Molecule: messenger RNA, 6901 nt
Organism: Loxodonta africana (African savanna elephant)
Lineage: Eukaryota; Metazoa; Chordata; Mammalia; Proboscidea; Elephantidae
Gene: IFT140
Product: intraflagellar transport 140
Exons: 31
Coding region: 2313-6695 (1460 amino acids)
Biological process (GO): intraciliary retrograde transport
Cellular component (GO): intraciliary transport particle A; ciliary basal body; axoneme
Molecular function (GO): protein binding
Source: RefSeq, a predicted model, not a curated record
GGGGCUGAGGCGUCUCUCCGGACUGGUGAAGCGACAGCCAAUGGGGUCAGUUAAGGGGCUGUGAUUGGUCGAGGCAGUGUUGACGGAUGCGUGAGAGAAAACACAGCCUGAACUCCGAGUCUUGAAUCCGGCGCGAACGUGGCUUUUGACCAAAAGAUGUAAAUUUACAUUUAAGCGAGAUAAACACACCCUUUAUUGGAUGGAGGUACUCCUUUGGAGCUUCUUUGGCGUAGCUGGCUAUGUUAGGCGCUUAAAUCAUUUUUCUCCGUAAUGGCGACAAAGGAGUGUUUUUAAAAUGCUAAUGUGGUGUUGUUAGGUGCCCUCCAGUCGGUUCCAACUCAUAGCAACCCUGUGUACAACAGAACGAAACACUACCCGGUCCUGGGCCAUCCUCACAAUCGUUGUUAUGCUGGAGCCCAUCGUUGCAGCCACUGUGUCAAUCCAUCUUUUUGAGGGUCUUCCUCUUUUCCGCUGACCCUCUACCAAGCUUGAUGUCCUUCUUCAGGAACUGAUCCCUCCCGAUAACAUGUCCAAAGUUUGUGAGAGAAGUUUCGACAAGUCUCACCAUCCUUGCUUCUAAUAAGCAUUCUGGCUGCACUCCUUCCAAGCAAAACGAAGUUUUAAAAAAUAGAAUUUCCUUGUGUGUCCAACUUAGCAGUAGCUACAUUUUCAUCUUUUACUUUUGCUCAUGUUUCACAAUGUGGAUCUUUUUGCUAUUGUGACUGUAUUCUCUUUUUAAUGAUGCUGACCGCUUUCAAACAGUUAAAGAUGUAUUGGUUUGUUUUUCAGAGUCAGUUUAGCCACAUCUGACCGUUCAGACCAGGCCACAUGUUGCUAACGUCUGUGGGUACACAGCCCGUGGCGACGAAUAAAGAUGGUCUCUGAUGGGAUACACCCGUGUCUUUGGCCACCAUUUCUUGCCAAAUGAAUCCAUAUGGGACCCAAAACAUUUAUAUAUGUAAGAAAUGACCUGAAAACCUCAAGAAACUCUAUGGAACCAGCUGGCUUUUCUCAGAAAUACUCUUGAACCACACUCUCCAUUUUAAGACAAGACAAAGAAAGCAGAGCCAAACAAAUGGCCUGGGAUCAGGAACCAUCCUGCAUUAAGAUUAACUGGAAAUUAAAACAUCUUAAAGAACAGUGGCGUUCUAGGAAGCAGUGAGUUUCUGUUUCUGGUGAUGGAAAAUUCGGCAACAGAUAUUGGUGAUGGCUGCACAGUAUGAUUAGUGUAAUUCAUGUCACUAAAUUGUACACGUGAAAAGUGUCAAAUAGGCAAAUGUUGUAUGUAUAUUUGUUGUUGUGUGCAUUGAGUUGAUUAUGACCAUAGUGACCCUAUAAGACAGAGUAGAACUGCCCGGCCACACCUAGGAGAUGUGUUACAGCUUCCCUUUUCUCUUAGUACAGCAUAUCCUGGCGCCUUGGCAGAGGUGAAUUAUCCAAUAGGCAAGGCAAGCACGGUGCUGACUUUGCUUACCAAAUCAUAUGUAGUGAGCAAUUUCUUUGAUGUGGUGAGACCUAUGUGAAAUUGUUCACCUCAGAUUAGUAGGUAAGCACAAGUAAACCCAUGCUUACCUUGUUUACUGGGUUGUCUGCCUCUGUCAGGGAUUGUGAACUUGAAAAGAGGCUUUGAUUCUGUAGGAGGGUGCUGUGGGGUUGGGAGAGAGACAGGUGCCAGUCCUACCUAGAAGCAGAACGUUUAAUGUGGUGAAAAAAUGUGAAAUUAUUCACUACAGAUGAUCUGGUAAGCAAAGUAAAAACCGUGAUUAAGUUGCCUAUUGGAUAAUCUGCUUCUGCGCCUUGGCUUCGUGUCUUUAUGGUUGAAAGGGUUCAAACCCAAAAAAACACGUUGCGGUCGAGUGGAUUCUGACUCAUCGCUACCCAACAGGACAGAGUAGAACUGCCCCAUAGGGUUUCCAAGGAGCAGCUGGUGGAUUCAAACUGCAGUCUUUUGGUUAGAGGAGACAUUGCACCACAAAACCUCCGACUUGCAGUCCGCAGGCGGGUCAAUCCCAGCCCUCAGAGCUGCACGAACAUUCCCGAUCGUCUUCGGCUCUUUCCGGCCCCCUCGGCUCUCCUCACUCAUCUUCGGCUAUUUCCGCCUUCCGCGCGCAGCCGUUGUCCCGGCAACGGGCGGCGGCGCUGUGGCCCGGGCUGAGGUUCCGGAGGUGUGAGCAGGCUGUGCCGCUGGCUGCUUCUCCGUGAGGAAACUUCCACCGAAGGCUAGUACCAGUCCUCCGCCGCCACUGCCGCUCCAGGAAUGGUGCCUGAGGGCUCCCCACGACUCAGGUCUGCCACUGAGACUGUAUUUCGUCAUGGCCCUCUACUUUGAUCACCGUGUAGAAGCCCCCAAUUCAGUGGGGUCACCUUCCCACAUAAGCUGGCACCCUGUGCAUCCCUUCCUGGCGGUGGCCUCCGUCAGCACCACCUCGGGAGGCAGCAUGGAUAUUUAUCUGGAACAAGGCGAGCACGCACCUGACACGCACAUCGAGCGGUUGUUCCGAGUGACAUCCCUGUGCUGGCACCCAACGCGGCUGAUCCUGGCCAUCGGCUGGGAAACAGGGGAAGUGAGCUUGUUCAACAAGCAGGACAAGGAGCAGCAUGCCAUGCCACCGAUGCACACCGCCGAGGUCACCAUCCUUGCCUGGAGCACCAACGGGAACUGCCUAGCAUCUGGGGACAGGCUUGGUGCUCUGCUGUUAUGGCGGCUGGACCAAAGAGGCCGAGUACAAGGGACGCCCUUGCUGAAGCACGAGUAUGGAAAACACCUAACACACUGCAUCUUCCGGCUCCCUGCUCCUGGCGAGGACCUCGUGCAAUUGGCAAAGGCUGCUGUGAGUGGCGAUGAGAAGGCACUGGACAUGUUCAACUGGAGGAAGAGUGGCUUCGGAAGCUUCCUGAAAAUAGGACCUCAGGAGGGGCUGUCAUUCUUUGUCAGCUUGAUGGAUGGGACGGUGCACUAUGUGGACGAGAAGGGCAAGACGGCCCACGUGGCAUCCACAGAUGGCCCCGUGCAGACGCUGUUCUACAUCGAGAAGCGGGAGGCACUGGUGGUGGUGACGGAGACGCUGCUCUUGUCUCUGUACACGGUGAUGCCCGAGGGCAAGGCCGAGGAAGUCAUGAAGGUCAAGCUGAGUGGGAAGACAGGCCGCCGGGCCGACAUGGCUCUGAUCGAAGGCAGCCUGCUCGUUAUGGCCAUCGGGGAGACGGUGCUCAGAUUUUGGGACUUAGAACGAGGUGAGAAUUACGUACUGAGUCCAGAAGAGAAGUUUGGUUUUGAAAAAGGAGAGAAUAUAAACUGUGUCUCCUACUGCAAAGGCAAAGGUCUUCUGGCAGCCGGCACUGACAGAGGGCGCGUUGCCAUGUGGCGGAAAGCCCCAGACCCCCAGAGCAGCCUGGGGACAGAGGGCAAGGACAAGUGGGCCCUGCAGACACCUACCGAGCUGGAGGGGAACAUCACACAGAUCAAGUGGGGCUCCAGGAAGAACCUGCUAGCGGUGAACAGCAUCAGCGCCCUGGUGAUCCUCAGUGAGCAGGCCAUGGCUGCGCACUUCCACCAGCAGGUGGCGGCGGUGCAGCUGUCGUCCAAUCUGCUGCACGUGGCCUUCCUGGCGGCUGGCACGACCUACAGCCUGCGCACGGACAUGCACGUCAGCGGAGUGUUCGCCACCAAGUACGCUGUAGCUGUCUGGAACGGGAAGCAGGUGGUGAUCUUCGAGCCUUCAGGAGCCGUGUUGCGAAAUGCAGGGACCUUCCUGUGUGAGUCCCUGGUGCUGGUGAUGCAUGAAGAGAGUGUCUACACCGUGGAGCCAAACCGCGUCCAAGUGCGAACCUGGCAGGGGACUGUCAAGCAGCUCCUGCCCUUCUCUGAGACCGAGGGCAGCCCCUACCUCCUGGACAUCUGUGGGAGCUUCCUAGUGGUAGGAACAGACCUGGCGCACUUCAAAAGCUUUGAUCUUUCCCGAAGAGAGGCCAAAGUGCACUGUAACUGCAAGAACCUGGCCGAGCUGGUCCCUGGCAUCGGGGGCAUCGCCUCACUGCGCUGUAAUGCCAGCGGGAACAAAAUCAGCCUUCUCCUCACUAAGGCUGACAACAGCCCCGACUCCAGGAUCUGCCUCUACGAUGUGGAGAUGGACAUGGUGACCACCUUUGACUUCAGGACGGGGCAGAUUGACCGGAGACAGAUGUUGUCCUUUAAUGGGCAAGAGACCAGGAAGAGUAGUGUCUUUGCCGACGAGAGCCUGGCGCUCCACAUCCCUGUGAGCCACUUCUGGGACCAGACGGAGCCUCGGCUGUUCGUCUGCGAGGCCAUCCCUGAGGCACCCGGGACCCAGCCACUGGCCGCAGAGAGGCAGCCUUUUACUGAAGACAACACUGGCCCCACGGCAGACGUCAUGGUGCUGUCGUUCUUCGUCUCCGAGGAGCACAGCCUCCUGCUGCAGGACAGCUUCCCCCGGCCAGCCAUUUUCCAGGCACUCCUGGGCGUUGAGGUGCCCCAUUACUAUUUCACGAGAAAGCCUGGGGAAGCAGUCAAAGAGGACCAUGUGGACACUGGGAACCACUGGGCUCCCCAGAUGGUGGGCAGGAGUCCGCUCCGGGAUUUUGUGGGGCUAGAGGACUGCGACCGGCCCACGCGGGAUGCUAUGCUCAACUUCAGCUUCUUCGUCACAAUUGGGGACAUGGACGAGGCCUUCAAGUCCAUCAAGCUCAUCAAGAGCGAGGCCGUCUGGGAAAACAUGGCACGCAUGUGUGUGAAGACUCAGCGGCUAGAUGUGGCCCAUGUGUGCCUGGGGAACAUGGGCCACGCCCGUGGAGCCCGAGCCCUACGAGAGGCCCAGCAAGAACCUGAGCUGGAGGCCCAUGUAGCCAUGCUGGCGGUGCAGCUGGGCAUGCUGGAGGAUGCCGAGCGGCUAUACAAGAAGUGCAGGCGCUACGACCUCCUGAACAAGUUCUACCAGGCUUCAGGCCAGUGGCAGAAGGCUGUGGAGGUGGCUGAGUGGCACGACCGUGUCCACCUGCGCACCACCUACUACAACUAUGCCAAGCACCUGGAGGCCAGCGCUGACUGCAACCUGGCCCUCAGCUACUAUGAGAAGUCAGAUACCCACCGCUUCGAGGUGCCCCGGAUGCUGGUGGAGGACCUGCAGUCCCUAGAGCUGUACAUCAACAAGAUGCAGGACAAGGUCCUUUGGCGGUGGUGGGCACAGUACCUGGAAAGCCAGGCGGAGAUGGAUACGGCACUGCGAUACUACGAGCUGGCACAGGACUACUUCUCACUGGUGCGCAUCCACUGCUUCCAGGGCAACACCCAGAUGGCAGCUGAGAUUGCCAACAAGACAGGGAACUGGGCGGCAUCCUACCACCUGGCAAGGCAAUAUGAGAGCCAGGAGGAGGUACGGCAGGCCGUGCACUUUUACACACGGGCGCAGGCCUUCAACAACGCUAUCCGCCUCUGCAAGGAGAACGGCCUCGAUGACCAGCUUAUGAACCUGGCCCUACUGAGCUCCCCGGAGGACAUGAUUGAGGCAGCACGCUACUACGAGGAGAAAGGGGAGCAGAUGGACCGGGCGGUUAUGCUGUACCAUAAGGCCGGACACUUCUCCAAGGCCCUGGAGCUGGCCUUCGCCACCCAGCAGUUCCUGGCCCUACAGCUCAUUGCUGAAGACUUGGAUGAGAAGUCAGACCCCACGCUGUUGGCCCGCUGCUCAGAUUUCUUCACUGAGCACGGCCAGUAUGAGAAGGCUGUGGAGCUGCUGCUGGCGGCCAAGAAGUACCAUGAAGCCUUGCAGCUCUGCCUAGAGCACAAUAUGACCAUCACUGAGGAGAUGGCUGAGAAGAUGACUAUCUCCAAAGACUCCAAGGACCUGUCAGAAGAGGCGCGGCGGGAGCUACUGGAGCAGAUCGCCAACUGCUGCAUGCGCCAGGGCAACUAUCACUUGGCCGCCAAGAAGUACACCCAGGCCGGCAGCAAGCUGAAGGCCAUGAGGGCAUUGCUCAAGUCUGGGGACAUGGAGAAAAUCGUGUUCUUCGCGGGUGUGUCCCGGCAGAAAGAGAUUUACAUCAUGGCGGCCAACUACCUGCAGUCACUGGACUGGCGGAAGGAGCCGGAGAUCAUGAAGAACAUCAUCAGCUUCUACACCAAGGGCCGAGCCCUGGACCUCCUGGCUGGCUUCUAUGACGCCUGUGCCCAGGUGGAGAUUGACGAGUACCAAAACUACGACAAGGCCCACGGGGCGCUGACUGAAGCUUACAAGUGCCUGUCCAAGGCGAAAGCCAAGAGCCCCCUGGAUCAAGAGGCCAAGCUGGCUCAGCUGCAGAGCAAGAUGACGCUGGUGAAGAGGUUUACCCAGGCCCGGAGGAUGUACCUGGAGGACCCCAAAGAGGCCAUGCGGCAGUGCGAGCUGCUCCUGGAGGAGCCAGACCUGGACAGCACCAUCCGCAUCGGGGACGUCUACGGCUUCCUGGUGGAGCACUUCCUGCAGCUGGGGGAACACCAGGCGGCCUACAAGUACCUGGAGGAGAUGCGCAAGAGGGUGCCCGCAGCCAACGUGACCUACUACGUGAGCCAGCGCACUGCUGAUGCCGUGCACCAGGGGCUGGGCAUUCCCGUGGCACGCCUGGGGCCUGAGCACGUCCACCACAACAGCGCAGACGACCCGCAGGACGAUGAGGUGGUAGAGGAGGUGGGCAAUCCCUGACUGCCCACACCCCACACCCUCCAGCCAGCUCCCUGUGCAGGAAAGCAUCUUCUGGGAUUUCUCUAUUAUCAGAAGUAGUACCAAGAAGCUGGCUUUUAUGAAAAAACAAAAAGCUUUUGUAUUUUAAUAUGUAAGCCAAGCAGUAGCAGGAUGUGGACCGAGAAGCUACUCGGUGGCUAGCCCUUCUUGUUCCCACAUUUAGAAAA